AUGGUGAAAACAAUAUUUAAUAGUCAAGCAUUUUAUAAUAUAAAAUUCAAUGUGGGAGAUUUAAAAAAGAGAUAUAUAUCCUUCCAAAGAAAUUUAGUACAUGACAAUAUCAUUAAAAAGGAAACACCAAAACAUGAGCAAAAACCUUUAGGAUCGUACCCAGUUCCCCCUGAAGCCGAAAUGAUGUGGAGAAAUAGGCAUACAGCAUAUGGGGGAUAUAUUCAACAAACAAUUUCACCUUUUCAACAAAAAAUAGUAUAUCCAUUUUGGCACAUGGCUCUUGCUCGAUGGUGGGCAAAAUUUUCGUCAUAUCUAUGGUGGUGGAUCUGGCCUUUUGCAAUAACGCAUAUCAUUUUAUGGAAAAUGUUCCGUGAUGCAAAGAAAUAUGUACAACAAAAACAUUGGUAUUGA
Messenger RNA from Plasmodium vinckei vinckei, 411 nucleotides. Its product is annotated as conserved Plasmodium protein, unknown function. The transcript has a single exon. Bases 1 to 411 code for a protein of 136 amino acids. The record is from RefSeq and is a predicted model, not a curated record. Gene Ontology annotation, biological process: mitochondrial electron transport, ubiquinol to cytochrome c. NCBI's taxonomy places the organism in Eukaryota, Apicomplexa, Aconoidasida, Haemosporida, Plasmodiidae.